Sparassis crispa is the source of this 2499-nucleotide messenger RNA. RefSeq lists its product as hypothetical. The coding region runs from base 1 to 2499 and encodes 832 amino acids. Lineage: Eukaryota; Fungi; Basidiomycota; Agaricomycetes; Polyporales; Sparassidaceae. Gene Ontology annotation, molecular function: microtubule binding. The record is from RefSeq and is a predicted model, not a curated record. Gene Ontology annotation, biological process: establishment of spindle localization; mitotic spindle orientation checkpoint signaling; nuclear migration along microtubule. Gene Ontology annotation, cellular component: spindle pole body; cell cortex; mating projection tip. The transcript has 6 exons.
AUGGUCUCCCUCAGCAUCUUGUCGUCGUCCAGAGCUUCUAGUAUACGUUCGUCCCGGUCUCAGAAUAGCAUAAAUCAUGUACCACCAUCGCCCGUGUCCUCUAACGGUCAUUCAACGUCCUCUUCUUCUUCUUCGAGCGGAUCUUUAAAAUAUCAGGAUGCAGAGAAUGUCACUAUCACUCCCAACCGUCCGCUAAACAUGGAAGAGAAACAGAAGAGUCAGGAAGAUUUGCGUCUACUGGCAGUAUCCACGCAUAUCACAGAGCUUUCGUACAACAUCUCCGAUAUCCAGACGCGCAUCUUCGAAAUUCAGGAACUUCGUCACAAGUCUCAGUCGUCCUCAGAUGCCGCCAACGCCUCCAGCGUCAUUGACCAGUCUCUCCUCAAUUUGGAUGAGCGCGUCCAGUCUGUAUCCAAAGGCAUCAAGAUCGUUAGGGAGUCACUCGAGCCACUACUACAGCAAACCGAGAAAACGCCCAUUUUCCGCAUGGCAGAACCAAACGAAGACGCGGCUCUCCUGCGCAAGCAUGCCACCUUGGUCGCGGAUUGGGAGGCCGUGCAGAAGGAUAUCCAAGUUCUGCGUGAGGAGUUGAAGGAAGAUAAGUGGUUAACUGUCUUCCGGACUGUGACGGAGCAGGCGGAUGGGAUGAUGUGCAGUCUAGAGAAAGCUGUCAAUCGGUGCCAGGACUUCAUAUGGCAGGCGCAGAGACGGGAAGACUCCAUCUCUCAGACAUCGUCCACGUCUUCAAUGCGCUCAGAGAAGAACCCUCUUAGCCUCGAAGUGUUCAAUUCGCUUCUGGACUCCUUUGAAGCGAAGAAAAAACACUACAUGCCCGCAACUACGAAAGUCCUGUCCAUCAUCGACAAAGGUGUACAAGACCGUGUCACCAAGAAUGGAGAGUGUCUGAGGAGACAUGCAGAGUCAACGCAGCGUUGGAAAAAUCUCAAGGAGCGAAUAGCGCGGACAGAGAUCGAGAUGGAAGCAAUGCGUAGAUUGCUGUUGAGUUUGGAUGUGGCCCCCAGUGAGGUUGGCUCAAGCACCUCCGAAGCAACAUCGAUGUCAAAGAAUGGCUAUCUAGCGACGCCGCCCAGCCUUUCGCGGUCGCAGAAGGAUCACGGUUCGACCAUCUCGCUAUCGAAUUCUAUAUCACCGUUCAGAAAGCUUGCGCGGAAGCUCGCUGGCUCAAAGUCGCCUCGCAGUCCGGUGCCGGAGUCGCAGAAGAAGAGCUUUGCGAACACUCCAUCGUUGGCACCGCAACGUACUCUGAAGCAUCGAUCGUCGAUACUUCACUUUUUGAAUGGCCCUCCGACGCCCGUUACGCCGUCUCAUAAACAUUCGCAGAGCCUCACACCGGAGUCUUCUCCAUCUGCCCGGAAACUCGAUCCCAGACUUGAUCCCAGAUAUGAUCUUAGAGCUGAAUCCAGAGCCGAUAGCAGUAACACGGUCAAGAGCAGACCGGCAUGGAAUAGCUCCACGAGGGUGGAGGCCGAAGAGCGUUCCUUAACAUUGAAGUCACAAGCGCAGCGCCGUACAUCCACACCAGGUCUCUCUGGAUACUAUGAAGAUAUCCCCCCCGUACCAUCUCUAUACCCAUACAACCGCAGCGUAUCACGGAGCUCCAUGGCGUCGUCGAGACCAUGGUCGCCAGUCACAUCUUCUGCUUCGACCGGUCAAUCAUCCACCCCCGGCAUGUCGAUGUUCCGACCACCCUCUCGCACACAAAGCAACCAGACAUCGUCAGGCUUCUUCCACCGCAUUCGCCCAACAACACCCAGCCAUAUUCCAGCGCCUUCAUUGUCCCACUGGCCGUCUGAUCAGUCUCCCACAACGCUCAUGCAAUGCGCACUUUCUCCAGCACAGUUAACACCUCCCCGUUCUCACACACCCGGCGGCAGCGUCAUACCCGCUCGCCCGCCCAGCCGAUCCAUGAUUCCCAUUCCCAGCGUACAUGUCUCCACCGCAUCGCGGCCCUCCUCUGCAAUGUCGUAUUACCGUCCAGACAGCUCCAUGUCUUUCCGCACCUCCGCCGUACGUGCACAGACGCCCGAGGGCAUCCUUCGCAUGACACCGCGCCCAUCCCGGCUGCCGCCAUCAAGCUUCAGGGAGUCUAUCUCGCCACGCACACCCGGCUCCCGUCCGGGGUCGCGCGCAGGGGCUGCUACCCCCAUUGAGGCCAACGGGUACGGCCCAGUGCAUGUCUAUGUCCCCACAAACUCGAAGGACCCGCUUGAUGCGGAGGUGGCAGCUGUCGUGAACACGAUGUCCCACGGAUUGCUGAUCGAGCGCGUAGACCCUCCGUUGCGCACCGUACCCCGUGAGGGCGAGGAGAUCCGUGCACAAUAUGCAUUCACGAACCAGAUUGCACGUAAGGUCGUGACGUGCAAACUGACGACGCUGGUGCGCUCGGGUGCGAAGGGGUCAGUUACACAGAAAGUGAUGUGCCGAGUGGGCGGGGGUUGGCAGGACCUGCCCGUGUACGUUAUGAGCCGCCAGAAAUGA